Messenger RNA from Knipowitschia caucasica, 2874 nucleotides. The record is from the annotation of a GenBank genome assembly. Lineage: Eukaryota; Metazoa; Chordata; Actinopteri; Gobiiformes; Gobiidae.
AUGCCUCCCCUGCCCCUCGACGAGCGCAUAGUGGUCAUCCAGCGCCCUAAGACCUUGGCCUUGGGUGAAUCACCUCCCCAGACCAUCCAGCAGCACUCCUCACACAUCUCUUCCUCCGCAAACGGCCAACUCCCUCGUUCGUCUCAAUUCCAUCCACCACAGUCCAACUUCUACUCCUCGACCUGCAAGUCUCUGAGUUUGGAAUGCAAGCGGCGGACAUCUCGUACUCCAAAACACCCGGGGAACCUGCCUGUCGUUCCAGUGGGGGUUCGACACUCCCCUAGCUACUGCCACAGCAAUGGCACGGUGACCCUACCCUCCCACACACAUACUAUCGAUAUCAAAGUGACAGUAGACAAAGGGGGCCGUGGAGCUGGACGCAGCAACUCUUUGCGGGGAAAUGCAAUUGCCAAAGGCGGUCGUGGGAAAUGCAUUUUGUCACAAGUAGAUCCAGAACCAUGUAAUAGGAAGCUACAGGUACCGGCUGGGAGAUCGGAUGGAGUAGAGAGGUGUCAGCGAAGUCACCAAAGACAAUUAAGCCUGUCUCCUGGAGGAGGGCUGCAGUUUGUCCCAGCACAGUCCCAGACUAAAUUCAGGGCUGAAAAAGAAAGCAGCACCUACCACACCCAAAACAAUCAGGAGUAUUCUUCCUUGGGACACAAGAAAACCUCCAAACUGGGAACGGUCCAUCAAAGCCAUAACACUCACAGUCUGCCGUACCAGCACAACACGGUCCCCCUGCCCCAUGCCUCCGUCCUGAAUUCAAACUUCACCCCCUCACCUCCCUCCCAGCCCCCCCAGCCCCCUAACCCAAUCAAACAGCUCACCCAGCCCCGCCCGUCCCGCCCUAGAGACCCACGCCCGCACCUUCUCCAUGGCCUGCCCUUGUCGCCCGGCUCCUCACACAAUGGCACCUUCCCGAGUCCAGACCACACCUGCACUAUCGACUGCACUCACCCGUUCAGCUGCAGCUGCUGGAGGAUGCUGAGAUGCAGGGGUUGUAAAGGCCGUUCGGCGAGCUGCCACGGAGGAGGCGGGAGCACGUCCACCGCGUUCUCCUGCGUCCAUAAUGUCACGGCAGUCAACAAAAGGGGAAGCAAAGACAUCAAGCAUUUAGGGGGCUGUUUAUCCACUGCUUCAACAACCAACACCUCAUCUUCUAAUAGCACUGUGUCCGACUGCCGCGGGAAAAUGUUUAAGCCUUGUGCUUCCUGUUCUGGGGACGCGAGCACCUAUGAAAGUCCUGCGAUACUUCGAAAAAGAUUGGUCGGAGGGUGUUUGCCGUGUAACCCCUUGUCUUCUGGCCCCAUCCGAGCGCUGCAGAGCUGUGUCACAGGCUGUAAUCCUAAGACUUCACAAACAGGCAGCUCCACAUGUAGUUAUUGUAGUAGUGACCCGAUAGUUGUAACGUAUAACCCUCAUAGGCCCAAACCUCCCGCAGCAAGAGCAAUUGGAGGAGGUCAGCCUGUGGGAAUGUACCCGCAUGAUGAUGAUGACUACAAUGUUCGCAAUAUCUGGCCUGAAGAACUGGCUAAAAAGAUGGCCCGUUCAAAGUCACAGAAUCUGCGUCCAGGGCAAAUGGGGAAAUCCUGCCCUAAUCAAUCACACAAUAUCGGCAAUGGAACAAGUUUCCUUUUGGACUGUCAAAACCUCCCAGAUUACGGCCACACCCCGGAUUAUGAAGGACGACACAGAUUUCCACAAGGAAAAAUUUCCGCAUUCGAUUUUAAAGGUUACAGGUCAGGGCACGAUGAAGGCCACAAUUCACUGAACAGACUGAUUACGAAGGAAGAUAGAGGACUCAGGGAGCAUCUCGACACAGACCAUGAUGCCACAUAUCCUCACGCUCCUCCUCGCCCUAAAUCUCCCCCGUCACCAGUGUCUUUCUCUCCGCCACCCUCUGCCCCCAGCACGCUGAUCAAACCCAAGCCAAGGCCACGGGACGGAGGCCAUUCUCUGCCCUCCGCACAGUCCCUGCACCUGGCCUUGAACUCCUUCAACAGAGGGCAAGACGAGGAGAACAGCAGAAGACACCUGACGCUGCCACUCUCCUCCUCACUGCCUGCGUGUCUGUCCGAAGAGAGCGCCAUGACUCCGGAUGCAGAGAAUGCCGUCAUUAGUCCCAUCCUACCUUUCCUUUACCUUGGGAACGAGCGAGACGCCCAGGACUUGGAUCUGCUGCUUCGACUCAACAUCGGCUUUGUGGUGAACAUCACCACUCACCUGCCCCUGUACCAUCAGAAGUCUGGUCUGCGCUACAAGAGGCUGCCAGCCACUGACAACAGCAAGCAGAACCUGCGACAGUACUUUGAGGAAGUUUUCGAGUUCAUUGAGGAGGCAUAUCAGAGUGGACAGGGGGUCCUAGUGCACUGUCAAGCCGGUGUGUCCCGCUCUGCCACAGUGGUCAUUGCUUAUCUCAUGAAGCACACCCUCAUGACUAUGACAGACGCCUACAAGUACGUGCGGAGUCGGCGCCCAGUGGUUUCCCCCAAUCUCAACUUCAUGGGUCAGCUGCUUGAGUUUGAGCGAGACCUGAACUCCGGAGUCACCCCUCGAAUCCUUAUGCCCAAACUUAACGAAGACAAGAGCCAAGGCCCGGAGAGCCGCAGAGGGGGAAAGACAGCGCUGAGGAGGAUUCAUUACGGGAUGAAAGGAGACACCCCAGUGAACAGCACCAUGAGCGUGGGUCAUGCCAGGAAGCUGGUGGAGCAGUUAAAGAUGGAAGCCAGUUUCUGCAGGAUAAAGGUGUCAAAGGCUGCAGCGGACCUCAUGGCCUACUGUGACGCACACGUCCGUGAGGACCCCCUCAUCACCCCGGUGCCCACUUCAGAGAACCCCUUCAGGGAGAAAAAGUUCUUCUGUGCUCUGCUUUGA